Messenger RNA from Podarcis raffonei (Aeolian wall lizard), 1639 nucleotides. RefSeq names its product cyclin-dependent kinase 5 activator 1-like. Lineage: Eukaryota; Metazoa; Chordata; Lepidosauria; Squamata; Lacertidae. Gene Ontology annotation, cellular component: protein kinase 5 complex; cytoplasm. The transcript has a single exon. The record is from RefSeq and is a predicted model, not a curated record. Gene Ontology annotation, biological process: activation of protein kinase activity; positive regulation of cyclin-dependent protein serine/threonine kinase activity; brain development. Gene Ontology annotation, molecular function: cyclin-dependent protein serine/threonine kinase activator activity; protein kinase binding. The coding region runs from base 1 to 948 and encodes 315 amino acids.
AUGGGGACGGUGCUGUCCCUCUCUCCGGGCCUGCGGAAAACCAGCCUUUACGACGACGGCUCCUCCAGCUCGCUGGCGCACUACCCCGGCCUGGCGGGCGCCAAGGGCAGCGGCGGCGGUGGGCAGAAGGCCGAGAAGGGGCUCAAGAGACACUCCAUGUUCAUCCCGGCCUUGACCUGGAAGCGGCUAGUGGCCUCGACCAAGAAAAAGGGGUCGCGGGGCGGCGGGGGCGGCAGCAAGGGCCCCUCGAAGAACAACGGCAACUAUGGCCACGCCAAGGAUGUGGCCCAGCUGAACCACGAGAACGUCAAAAAGUCCCUCUCCUGCGCCAACCUCGCCAGCUUCGACGGGGCCGAGCCACCGCUGGCACCCCUCAGCUCCAAGCGCUCCUCCGGCACGCUCAAGCCCGGCGUGGUCGGCGGAGGCACCGCGUCGUCCCCCCGGCGGGUGAUUGUCCAGGCGUCCACCAGCGAGUUGCUGAAGUGCCUGGGCGAGUUCCUGUGCCGCCGCUGCUUCCGCCUGAAGCACCUGUCGCCCACCGAGCCCAUCCUGUGGCUCCGCAGCGUGGACCGCUCCCUGCUGUUGCAGGGUUGGCAAGACCAGGCCUUUGUCACCCCGGCCAACGUGGUCUUCGUCUACCUGCUGUGCCGCGAGAUGAUCGACGGGGACGCGGUAGCCAGCGAACACGAGCUGCAGGCUGCCCUACUCACUUGCCUCUACCUGUCCUACUCCUACAUGGGCAACGAGAUCUCCUACCCGCUGAAGCCCUUCCUGGUGGAGGCUUCCAAAGAUGUCUUCUGGAACCGCUGCCUGCGCAUCAUCAAUGCCAUGAGCGCCAAGAUGCUUCGGAUCAACGCCGACCCACACUACUUCACCCAGGUCUUCGCCGACCUCAAGAACGAGGGCAACGCCAAGAGGGAAGACUUUGCUCGCAUCCUGGACCGGUGACUGGUUCUCCUGGCGAGGACCAGGGACCUGGCCAGAUUCACCUGUUCCUUCCUGGUCCCUGGAGGGCAAUGGAUGCUUGGUGUCCCGGAGGCCUCCUUCUGAGGCCAGGCCUUUGCCAAAACAGACAACUGCUUUCUCUGCUUGCUGCAGUGAGUCAGACGGGCUCAAGGAAGGUGUUGGACGAGGUGGGUGGAGGUGGAAUGCUCAGAAAUCUAUCCGUCUGUCUGUCAGAGCUUUUUUUUUUUUUUAAUAUAAAGCAACGAGGGAGGAACCCACAAAGGUAUCUGGACCUCUGCCACUGUUUUUUGAAAAGGUCAGAAGGGGUUUCCUAAACCCCUUGGUGCCAUUUAUUCUGAUUUAUAUUUUUUUUUUUGGAACUUCCCAAAAAGCUUUGGCGGGGGGGGGGGUGAGCAGAAAGAUCUGGGGAGCAGGAAAAUAAUUUUUGAAAAUUGGGUUGGGUCUAAGAGGCGAACACACAGGGAGAAGCGAUUCUGCAGAUCUGCCCGUCCGCCUUGGGCACUAAUUAAGUGUGGAGGUGCCAGCAUUUGUACUUCAUUUAUUUUUAUUUUUUAAAUGAGGCUAGCUCCUCCCUCUGCAUUUCCAGACCCCUUUUUCUGGGGGUCUUGCUGCCCUCGCUCAGCUCUGCCCUCAGCACCAAGUCCGUUUGCAACCGCUGCUAGAAUUCUCCCGU